Gavialis gangeticus (Gharial) is the source of this 920-nucleotide messenger RNA. RefSeq names its product zinc finger protein 551-like. Lineage: Eukaryota; Metazoa; Chordata; Crocodylia; Gavialidae. The record is from RefSeq and is a predicted model, not a curated record. The transcript has 2 exons. Gene Ontology annotation, molecular function: RNA polymerase II cis-regulatory region sequence-specific DNA binding; DNA-binding transcription factor activity, RNA polymerase II-specific. Gene Ontology annotation, biological process: regulation of DNA-templated transcription. The coding region runs from base 156 to 863 and encodes 235 amino acids.
AGCGAAAGGCCCGCCCUUAGCAACGGAGCAGGCGGAGUUCCGGUAGCGAAGGACACUUGAGCUCUGACCAAGCUUUAACUUCCGAUGCCCUUUGACACCCCCCAGAAGGAAGUGUCGUGGGUUGGAGCGUGGCCCCAGGUGGGGCGUCCCACCCCAUGGCAGCCCGUGGCAGCCCCCCACCCUCCCCGGGGUGGCAGGAGCCGCGCCGCUCGGCCCGGCUCCUGUUCCAGCGGGUGGCAGCAGCGAUGCCGGCAGCGGCCGACGGAGGGGACGUGCCAGGGUACCACUGCAACGAGUGCCAGAAGGACAUUAAGCACCUGUCCAGCUUCCAGGAGCACCAGCGCAUCCACACAGGCGAGCGGCCCUUCCAGUGCCAGGUCUGCCGUAAGCGCUUUACCCGCUGCGCCGACCUCAUCAAGCACCGCCUGGUGCACUCGGACCGGCGGCCCCACCGCUGCCGGGCCUGCGGCAAGCGGUUCAAGCUGCCCGGCGACCUGGUGAAGCACGGCAAGGUGCACUCUGCCGAGGCGCCCUUCACCUGCGAGACGUGCGGCAAGCACUUCAAGCGCACCUCAUGUCUCAUCAAGCACCUGCGCAUCCACACGGAGGAGAAGCCCUUCCCCUGCCUGCACUGCGGCAAGCGCUUCAAGUGGGAGGCGUCGGUGAAGGAGCACCAGCGCAUCCACUCGGGGGAGAAGCCAUUCCGCUGCGAUGCUUGCUCCAAGCGCUUCACCCACUUCUCCACCUUCCUGCAGCACAAGAGGAUGCACCAGAACCGGCGCCAGUUCCGCUGCCAGGACUGCGCCCAGGCCUUCAACCACAAGUCCAAUCUGCUGAAGCACCAGCGCAAGGUCCACGGCUAGCAGGGGCCGCCGCAGCUCCCAGGACAACUCAAGGGCAGUGGGGAUUUUGGAGGGUCA